AUGGGAUGCCAAAAAAUUUCAGCCUCAUUUCUCCAUCAGCCCGGAAGAGGGCUACAUCACCGCAGGCAUGGAGGUUUCUUUCGAAGUGACUUACCAUCCUACUGAGGUGGGCAAGGAGAUCCUCCAUAAAAACUUGCUCUGCUUCAUCCAGGGUGGCAGUCCUCUGAGCCUAACCCUGUCUGGAGUCUGCGUGGGACCACCUUCGGUAAAAGAGGUGGUGAAUUUCACCUGCCAGGUACGCUCCAAGCACAUACAGACCAUCAUGCUUUCAAACCGCACCAACCAAACCUGGAAUCUGCACCCCAUCUUCGAAGGCGAGCACUGGGAGGGGCCCGACUUCAUCACCCUGGAGCCCCAUCAGCAAAACAAGCCCUAUGAGAUUACCUACCGGCCCCGCACCUUGAAUGUGGAGAACCGCAAGCAUCAGGGCACCCUCUUCUUCCCCCUCCCAGAUGGGACCGGCUGGCUAUAUGUACUGCAUGGGACUUCCGAGCUCCCCAAAGCCGUGGCCAAUAUCUACCGUGAAGUGCCAUGUAAGACGCCCUACACUGAGCUCCUGCCAAUCACCAACUGGCUGAACAAGCCCCAGAGAUUCCGGGUCAUUGUGGAAAUGUUGAAACCGGAGAAGCCCGACCUAAGUGUCACCUUAAAGGGCCUUGAUUACAUUGAUGUGCUGUCUGCCUCCAAGAAAGACUACAAGCUGAACUUCUUUUCCCACAAGGAGGGACUGUACACAGCAAAGGUGAUCUUCCGAAACGAGGUGACCAACGAGUUCCUAUACUACACGGUGAGUUUCAGGGCCAUCCCUUCAGGCAUCAUCAAAACCAUCGAGAUGGUGAGCCCUGUCCGGCAGAGAACAUCGGCCUCCAUCAAGGUGGAGAACCCCCUGCCCUACUCGGUGACCUUCUCCACGGAAUGCAGGGUGCCCGACAUCAGCCUGCCUUCCCAGUUUGUGGUGCCGGCCAACUCUGAGGGCACAUUCUCAUUUGAAUUCCAGCCCUUGAAAGCUGGAGAAACCUUCGGAAAACUAACACUGCACAACAGUGAUUUGGGUUACUACCCAUAUGAGCUCAGUUUGAAGACCAUGCCAGCACUGCCUGAAAAGCCUGUCCACUUCCAGGCUGUUCUUGGCAGUGGCCAGAGCAUCUUUGCCAAGUUCACCAAUUACGCCCGGCAGAAGACAGAAUACUACUGCAGGACCGACUGUCCAGACUUCCACGCGGAAAAGUUCCUCUACGCGGCCCCCGGGGUGCAGGGCGGCACCGAGGUGAGUGUGGAGGUGUACUUCGAGCCCAGCCGCCUGGGCGAGAGCAAGGGCACCCUGAGCCUGUCAUCGCUCGUGGGCGGCGAGUACCUCAUCCCCCUCUUCGGAGUGGCUCUGCCCCCCAAGCCGCAAGGCCCCUUCCUGAUCCGAGCCGGGUACAACAUGGUCAUCCCCUUCAAGAACGUCUUCCAGCACCCGGUCACCUUCUCCUUCACGGUGGAGAACCCGGCCUUCUCCGUCCGCGCCGCAGACUCCGUGAAGCCCAAGAAGAUCAACAACAUCACGGUCUACUUCGGAGGAAACCCAUCAGGCAGCAAAACACCCAUCACCAGCAAGCUGAUUGUAGCCUGCCCUCCCGGCGAAGGUAGCGACACUGGAAUUAAAUGGGUUUAUUACCUGAAGGGGAUCACCCCUUAGUGGGAACCAGGCUCCGUGGCCUCAUGGGAAAGCCAUCUCCUCAGCCUUAAUACCUAUGUGUUGCUCUAGCCCUGUGAAGAAUAGAGAAAAUAAUCAGAAUUCUAAAGGUACUGUUUCAUCCUCCAAUUCAAUUACAGGGGCACUUAUUUCCACAUUAUAUGAAUUCCAAAUAUCUGUAUGAAAUAUAGAAAUUCCAUAUUAAACAUGGU
Physeter macrocephalus (sperm whale) is the source of this 1890-nucleotide messenger RNA. Its product is annotated as hydrocephalus-inducing protein homolog. Gene Ontology annotation, cellular component: axoneme. The transcript is spliced from 7 exons. Bases 68 to 1681 code for a protein of 537 amino acids. The record is from RefSeq and is a predicted model, not a curated record. NCBI's taxonomy places the organism in Eukaryota, Metazoa, Chordata, Mammalia, Artiodactyla, Physeteridae. Gene Ontology annotation, biological process: axonemal central apparatus assembly; cilium movement.